Oryzias melastigma (Indian medaka) is the source of this 975-nucleotide messenger RNA. RefSeq names its product probable palmitoyltransferase ZDHHC24. Gene Ontology annotation, cellular component: Golgi apparatus; endoplasmic reticulum. The record is from RefSeq and is a predicted model, not a curated record. Gene Ontology annotation, molecular function: protein-cysteine S-palmitoyltransferase activity. NCBI's taxonomy places the organism in Eukaryota, Metazoa, Chordata, Actinopteri, Beloniformes, Adrianichthyidae. Gene Ontology annotation, biological process: protein targeting to membrane; peptidyl-L-cysteine S-palmitoylation.
AGAAAAAAUGUAAACAAGACCAUGUCAACGAAUACAUCAUAAAGCGGAACUAAACUCAUGCUGUCUUGUUGAACUACGAGUAAAAUAUGACGUUGCACCAGGGAGCAGCUGUGAUCUGGGUUCAAUAGUAUCGUAGUUCCUGACUGAGAAAAGUGGAUUUCAGAGGGUUUGUGUGUGUCGAAUUAUAGUCUAUCGCCCUUUUGGAGAUUUUAUUUAUAUAAAUUACUAAUAAUUUCGUACUUACUGUUUUGGGGUCGCGCUCGUUGAUAAAUGAUUGAUAUUUUACGAACUAACCCACAAAGCUAACCCCCGUCACAAUAGUACGUCUGUGAAAACGCUCCCCGGUUUAACCUGUUCAAAUCGUACAGGGAUUUGAGAACAUCUUAAAGAUUAUGACGAGUUUACGCAGCAAGGUGUUAUGCCAAGCCGAGAGGAUAUGUAGCAACCUCCCCGUCUUCCUCAACACCUUCCUGGUUUUCUCCAUCACCGGGGAGGUGAGUUACCUGGUGCUGGUGGAGGCUCCGCUGGAGGCUGAGCAGCAGAAGUCUGAAUGGUCUGGCUGGUGGAAGGCAGUUCACCUGCUGAGCCAGUACUUCAUGCUGGGGAACAUCUGCUGGAACGCGCUCCUCUUCGUCAAAACCAACCCCAGCAUCAAAGGAGUGUUCCUGGGAGGAGAUGGUUUGGGUCAGGGGUGGAGGUACUGUUACUCCUGCGAGACACACACUCCUCCACGGUGCUCCCACUGCUUUGACUGUAAGGUCUGCGUGCUGCGGCGGGAUCACCACUGCGUCUUCUUUGGUCAGUGCGUGGGAUUCCGCAAUUACCGCUACUUCCUGAGCUGCCUGCUAUUCAUGUGGUCAGGGCUGUUGUACGCCAUGGUGAUGAAUGCGGAGGUCUUCAUGGUCAUACUGAAGGAGGGUGUGACGCUGCACAGCAUCUUGCUGCUACUUGUCCCUUGGAUCAUGCUUGUAUCAG